This is a messenger RNA of Amoebophrya sp. A120, 502 nucleotides long. The record is from the annotation of a GenBank genome assembly. NCBI's taxonomy places the organism in Eukaryota, Dinophyceae, Syndiniales, Amoebophryaceae.
CAGGGAAGGAUCUGUUCCUCCUGGAGGAGGAGGAGGCGGCGGCAGUCAACAGGAAGGUGGAGACGACGGCAACGGUGGCCGAGGGGGAGACAACCUCCCGCCCACAGUUUCUCACUCUCAGUGCUCUUGUCAGGGCUGCCGCAGUCCAAACUGUGUGUUAAGAUUAAGAAGAACAAGAACGUCACAAGCAAAUACUGGAGCUGCGAUGGCCACUACGUCUGCUGGCACCGAUGGAGACUCGUCUACAGAAACAGUAGCUCAAGAACCGCUCGACGUGCCCACGGGAGGCAGUCCUUCAGCCUCACCGCAGAACGCAGCAGCACAAGGACUGGCAGGGGCUGCGCCCGGACCAAUAGGAGCUACAUCGCAGCAGGGAGUUCUGGGAAGAUCAGAAACUCCUACACAGUAUCAAGAUGCACCUCCAAGUCAAACUGCUGCGCCAGUUCCAACUCCGCUUUACCCCUCAGCAGAAGCGGCGCCACCACCUACUGCACUGCCGGGC